Molecule: messenger RNA, 2105 nt
Organism: Daphnia pulex (common water flea)
Lineage: Eukaryota; Metazoa; Arthropoda; Branchiopoda; Diplostraca; Daphniidae
Product: activating signal cointegrator 1-like
Exons: 12
Coding region: 105-1598 (497 amino acids)
Biological process (GO): positive regulation of DNA-templated transcription
Cellular component (GO): nucleus
Molecular function (GO): transcription coactivator activity; zinc ion binding
Source: RefSeq, a predicted model, not a curated record
UAGAUGGCAGCAGCCACAAAUAAACAAUGGAAACCUUAAGCCGGUCAUAGAAAUAAGUUCCCGAUUCAGAUUCACGAACGAAAGAAGAAUUAAACUAGUUUAAGAUGUCCAAUACAACUAUUUCUUGGAUUUGCAAUGAAUUGUCUCGUCUCUUGGAAUUUUCCGUGACUCAAGAAGAAUAUCAGGACAUUGCACAGUAUCUGAUAUCGAUGGAGAGCAGUCGCGAUGUUGAAGACUACUUGCAGUCAAUGCUUGACUUGUCAAAUCCUGAACAUCGUCGAUUUGUUGAAGUUCUUUUGAACCGUUUGGGUUAUUCCAUUGAAAAGAAGUCUCCCACAACAACCCAAACUGGGUCGAAAAAAGGCCAACAGGUCGGCAAGGAAGACAUUUCAAACAAGCAGCAAUCAAAGAAAAGGGUGAAGCAAAUCAACCUGUUUUCUAAAGAGGGACAAGCGAAAGAAACAAUCACACUACCAGGACAACAUAAGUGUGAAUGUCAGGCAUCAAAGCAUAGUCUUGUCAGAAACUGCUUAGAGUGUGGGAGAGUGAUUUGUGCCCAGGAAGGACCAGGACCAUGUGUGUUUUGUACUGAAAAUAUGUCAGCCUGUGAGAAAGAAGCACUACUUCAAUCCAACAAUGCACCAGCACAGCGUACAAAACAAUCUGGUAGAAGAUUUCUGGAUGGAACUGCUCCACUUCCUGAUAAGGCAUUCACAACAGCCAUGGCUCACAAAGAAAAGCUUUUGGAAUUCGAUAGGACAAGUGAACACCGAACUCGAGUUAUCGAUGACGAAUCCGACUAUUUCAACGCCGAUAGCAACAAGUGGUUGAACCCGAAACAGCGGGACGCCCUUCGAACCAAAGAAAAGGAACUGCGGGACAGUCGUCACGGAUCCAGGAGACAAAUCAAAGUCACGCUUGAUUUUGCAGGGCGACAGGUGAUUGAAGAGCAAAGUACUUAUGAAGAACUAUUCACCGAGCAGCAAUUUGAAGAAGAAAGAAAGGAAUACUAUGACGAGUACGCCGUGAAUCCCGCACUGGCAUUCCCACGUCCCAUCUACGAUUCUGCUUUCGAUGAAAAUGCAUCGCAAGUUACUCGAUCGACUAGUAGCAAGAGCGAUGAAAAAGUUCGCGUUCAAGACGCUGAACUUCAAAAAAUGAGCGAUCCUGGAAAAUGUCUGAGCAUGCAUCAACCAUAUGCUUCUCUAUUGGUCGCCGGAAUUAAAAAACACGAAGGUCGGACGUGGUACUCAUCGCAUCGCGGUAGAUUGUGGAUCGCGUCCACCGUUAAAGAGCCUUUGCCCGAGGAGAUAAAACAACUGGAAAAUUUCUACAAGACGCUUUACGGCAAAACCGAUUUGGCUUUCCCUCAAAAUUAUCCAUCCGGUUGCCUGUUGGGCUGCGUUGAAGUGGUGGACGUUUUGCCACAGGAAGAGUAUAGGAUUCAGCAUCCUAAUGGAGAAAGCGAAUCGCCGUACGUCUUUGUCUGCGAGAAUCCUCACGAAUUAUUUGUUAAAUUUCCCAACAAAGGCCAACACAAAAUCUAUAAACUGGAUCCUGCAGUCCAUCAGACUGCCAAAAAAUCGUUGCGGUUUUGAUGUUCCAGUUAAAAGUACCGUGAUAAAUUGCUGUUAUAAAAAUUUAUUUGUGAAAUAGAUUUUUUGCGGCAUCUACCUCAAGUUCAUUGACUAAUAACCAGUCCAAAAACAACAACAAUAUUCAAGAAGCAGACAGCACUUACAGAGCAUUGAAUCACUGUUGCUUUUGCGGUAUUUUACUCGAUCCGAAAAAUUUAACUGUGAACGUUAACACACAGAGUAUCACUGUCUGGUGUAAUAAUUGUCGAAAAACGAACGCUUUGGGCAAAAUACGUCACGAUAAAGGAAAGGAGGAAAAAAGAAAAAUGUGAAGUACGCCCCACCAUCAGACCGUCCAAUCACAAAUCUAAUUUUCUAAAUUGAAAUCGAGAUCUUUACUACUACAUUGCGACUAUAUAGGCCUACAGUCAAGGCUCCAAUUGUUAUUUCCUCAUUUCUCGUGCUAUUAAAUGUGUGUAUUUUUUUAAAGAAAAAUGUCGAUGUUCGAUUAAUACAAUUCGCCUUCUA